CGAGCUCGAGAAGGCGAGGCCUCAUCAAAAUACAACUCCCAUCUCGACCCUCGCACGCCGAGCCCCGUCGUCCAAUCUGAAUAUAUGGGAGGAGCGCGUCCGCCCACAAAAGCCACAGCUAUCUCACAGUAUCUUCCCCUUAAAAAACCAAUUGUGCACGAAAAAAAGGAGAAUACGCGUUAAAUACAAACACUGGUGACGGUGUGUUUUCGGUGCGCGACGGACGGAGACGAGGCGUCCCCGCGUCGUGCUGCGAGAGGAGCGGCGGCGACAGGCAGGAGCAACGGAGAGGGUGUUGUCCUGAUGCUUAAAUGGAAGUGGGUGGGCCUCUACGGUCACACACUGCCAACUUCUCUGUGGAUAUUAUUCUGACAAGCGCCAAUUUGCUCGUAUAUGGACUGGCUUUACGGUAAAAGAGACAUACGGAGUGGCUGCGAGGGUGCCGGUGAUGUUCACUGUGUUCUCCGUUAUCUCCGUUAUCUAAGGACUGUUUGAUUGUGCCUGCGCUUGGCACCGCCCUUCCUGGCCGGUGGGUGGUUUCGUCAAACGGGCAGAUCCGACACGGCCCAGCGCCGAACAUAUAGCCCGUCCUCCGCCUCCGUACCCGGCCGGCCUUCUACCGUGAACUACACCCUCUCUCUCGGUAUAUUAAUGCGUUAUGAGUGACUCCAAGAAGGAAUCAUCUGGAACUGAAGGAGGGAAAGCAUCAAAGAAGGGGACAAGUUCUGGAUCUCAGGAUUCCUCGCAGCCCUCUCCGUUGGCCCUGCUAGCGGCCACCUGCAGUAAGAUCGGAGGGCAGGGGGUAACGGAGGGGGCUCAGGCCCAGGCUCAGGCCCAGGCUCAGGCCCAGGCCCAGGCUCAGGCCCAGGCCCAGGCCCAGGCUCAGGCCCAGGCUCAGGCCCAGUUGGGGGCCCAGCAGUUCCAGCUCCAGGGAGGUCAGUUCCAGCUGCAGGCUGGUCAGCUCCAGGGUCAGAUAGUGUUGGACGCAUCUGGAGGUCAGGCCCUGGUGCCCCAGCAGCUGGAGCUGGUCCCGGCUCAAUUCACGGGGAACGGCUGGCAGAUCAUCACAGCAGCGCCCACUAUGGCCAAAGAGAACACCAAUCAGCCUGUUGCUGUGACGGUGGCCACCACCUUGGCUAAUGACAGCUCAGCGGGUGGACGCAAGGUGAAGGCAGUAGCUGGGAUCAACAGCAUUGCAGCCAAUCAGCAGCAGCAGCAGUUCCAGAUCAUCCAGGUUCAGAACCUCCCAAAUGCCGGCGGCGGGGUCCAGUAUCAGGUCAUCCCUCACCUGCAGACGGCAGAUGGGCAGCAGAUCCAUAUCAGCUCAGCAUCCUCCAUCGGGGCUCUGGCGGAGCAGGUCCAGCUCAUCCAGACCCAGAGUCCAGGCCAGACCCAGACUAUCCUCCAGCCAGCCAACCAGCAAACCAUCCUGACAAGUACAGCCAAUCAGACGGUCCCGCUGCAGAUCCGCCCAGCACAGUCUUUCCCCAUGCAGCUGCAGACUCUGCAUGGAUCCCAGACUCCUGUCAUGACCACAGUACCCAUAAACCUAGGUGGCAUGACCCUGGCUCUGCCUGUGAUAAAUAAUGUUGGAGGGGGUGGGGCUGUGCAGCUCAUCCAAUCAGCAGAUGGCACAUUCUCCGUUGCCAAUGGUAACCAGCUAGUGACAACAGCAGUGUCUGGGGCAGCUCCCCUGACAGCCUCAACCGGCACGACAGCAGGGGCCGAGGGUGACGGCGCAUCAGAUGUGACACAAGUGGUUUCUAUGGGAUCAGAGGGUGGACCAGCUGACACCCAAGUACAGAACAAUGAGGCAGACUCUCAGAACCAGAACCAAGCCAACGGGCUGCAGCACCAGAUAGAUACAGCAGGAAGCAUUCAGCAAGUGAUCGUGGGCCAGAUGGGGCACCAGUUUGUGCAGCAGAUCCAGCUGCAGCCUCAGAGUCAGGCCCAGGGGCAGCAUCAGCACAUUCAGACCAUCCAGCUGGCCCCAGGACAAACCCUGCAACCCAUCCAGGCCUUCCAGAACUCCGCCCAGGUCCUUAUCCGUACUCCAACCCUGUCCCCCUCUGGGCAGAUCACCUGGCAGACACUGCAGCUGCCCGGCGGGGUCUCCCUGCAGGGUGGACUGGGGACGGCCAUGCCACAGCAGCUGACACUGGCCCCGAUGUCCGGUGGGACGGCAAUGGGGAGUGGAGGGCUGGUCUCCCUGAGUGGAGCACCGCUGACGCUGAGCGCAGCCCAGAUCAACCCAGGGUCUGGGGUACAGACUGUCAGCAUCGCGGGGCUGGGCACGGCGGGGGUUCAGGUGCAGGGUGUUCCCCUCACCAUUACUGGUCUACAGGGUCAACCACAGGGUCAGGACGGGGUAAAAGUUCAGUCGUCUCCAGUAACGGUUGCUGUUGGGAACGUGGCAUCAGGGUCAUCGAUGAGUCCAGACCAGCUGGGCUCGGUCCAAAGCUCUUCUGACCAGGAGGGCCUGCCCAGCAAGAGGCUUCGCCGUGUUGCCUGCUCCUGUCCGAACUGCAGGGAUGGAGAGGGAAGGAACAGCGGGGACCCCACAAAGAAGAAGCAGCACAUCUGCCACAUGGAGGGCUGCGCGAAGGUGUACGGAAAGACGUCCCACCUGAGGGCCCAUCUGCGCUGGCACACCGGAGAGAGGCCGUUCGUCUGUAACUGGAUCUUCUGUGGCAAGAGGUUCACCAGGAGCGACGAGCUGCAGAGACACCGGAGAACACACACAGGGGAAAAGCGUUUUGAGUGUCCAGAAUGCUCCAAGCGUUUCAUGCGCAGCGACCACCUCUCCAAGCACAUUAAGACCCACCAGAACAAGAAGGGCGGAGCUGCGGUGGCCAUCAUCACCACUGAUGACAUGGAGGAUGAUGCCCCUGAAGACCUGGACGCCUCUCCUCAGAUUGUGGCGACCCUCUCUCGUGACUCUGACCCCGCUACACCCACCACCUCUAAUCACAUGGAGGAAGAGGAGGUGGAAGAGGGGGAGUUUGAAUAAGCAACAGACUCCUGUUGCUUUGCUGAAGGCUGACUUCCUGUUUUUUUGGGAGUCUUUGCAGGGACUUUAGGGGUGGCUACUUUUCUUUUUACAUAAUUUAAAAAAUAUUCUCAUGAAAAAGGGAGUAAAAGCAACAGGAUUACGCAAUUAACAGAAACAAAUAAAUAUAAACAUUACAAUUUAAAAAUAACACACAUAUAUUAACAGAAAUUUAGCCUAAACAUAUGAAAGUUAGUUUGGCAUUUAUAGAGUAAAUCUAAAAUAAUUCCAUUCACUGUGGGGAAAGGAAUGCAAGAAAUGUCUAGAUUAGCACAAGACAGGGGGACCUGCAGAAUCUUAAAAAACACCGAGAGACAGUUUCUUAAUCGCAACAGAAUUGAACUCUAUGCACAAGGUUGUGUUCCUGUUUCAUACCUGUCAGACAGUGCUGAGGGUCAAUCAUUGUACAGGACUGUUGCAGAGCAGUGAUAGGGUAGUCUUGGGAGGGUGGGCGUGUGUGUGUAUGUGAUCUGUAUGAAUGAGCGUGCGUUUGAAUUCCCACGCUGUCACCCAGAGGAUCUACCUAAUUUGAGUUUCUUUUUCAUGGUUCAGGUUUAGUCCUCUGAUCAGGUUCAGGUGUUGAUUCCUUUGAGACCAGUCAACGGAUAAACUGUUAUUGUAGAAGAGAGGGAAUACAAAUUAAAAAAAAGAGUAGAAAAAAGCACACAUAUAAAAAUGUUUAUAAAAAAUGCAUUCCUAUUGAGGCGCCGUGGCCAUGAGGAAAAAAAAGCUCUAUAGAUUAAAAACAAUCUAGCUUUCUACAACUUUGUUUGUGUAGUGAAAGCAAUACUUUAAUGACAAUCCUAGUGAAACCAUGUUUACAUUGUCAGGGGAAGUUUUCUCUGUUAAUAAAAUUAGCCAGUUCGCUCUAAGAUUAGUGAGAACAUCCGAAAGCAGUGCUGUCGUCCGAACAAAGAGUGUUACUCUGCAGACACCACUGGGUGGCUUUGCCAUCACAGUAAUUUUUAUAUGAUAAGCGACCAUCAGAUGGUACAUUUUUGUUGGACAGCAGCACCAUCACUGAUGUUGCUUUUUGCUUUCUGUGCUCUGGUGACAAACCCUCUUACCCUGACCGAUGUACCACAAUUGCCUUAACACAAGCUGUUGUACAGAAGGAAUCUCAGCGUUAGCCGGAGGGAGAAAAAGGGGGAGCCUCUUGCAUUUUUAAAGGGUGACAUGGAGAGGGCACCACAGCACAGAGAGCUAAGAUGAGACAGAGGGAGGACAGCUGUGGGUGGGUCAGGCUAUUUAGCUAUGUGGAUAUUAUGAAAUGUUUUCUGGUGGUGUUGCUCUGUGUUAGUUCAGUGCGUACAUUAUUUUUAAAUUUUAAAAAAUCAUAUAAUUUUAUAGAAUUUAUCUUGUUUUAAAAAGUCCCCUUAAAGUAUGUUAAUACACAGGACCCCACUGUGUACGGCUAAUUUAUUAUUUAUCCUUGAUUUGUACUAUUUGCCUUUUGCUGGACUUGUAUUUGUGUGCGUUGAUUCUGAGGUUGUGUACAGCAUGUUUGAGUUUUUUGCCGUAGUGCUGCUUCUCUCUUCUUUACUCUUUGUGCUUCUGUUUUCUUUUUCUACGUCUGACCAUUGCCGUUUUAUUUCUUCUUCUCUUUGCGCCAUAACUUGUUUUUGGAGAAAAAUAUAUAACAAAAGAAGAAGUAAGCAAAAAAGUUACUAUUGUUUAAAGUUGAAAAGGUUGAUACCAAACAGAUUUAGAUGUUUUUGGUAAUAUUUUGUGGGACAACCAACUUUUUCUUUGAUAUUUUGUAGUGACAUCUCAUUUGUAAAUCUUUUUCUAAAAGAUGUUUCUUCGUCUCCAUGACAUUUGAUAAUGGGUUUUUUGCCAGGUUAGCCUCAAAGGCCCCAGUUUAUUGAUAUUUUUCAAACUGGUUUGUACAAUUGUGUUAUGUCUAUAAAAAAAGAAAAAAGGGACAACCUUGAGCAGAAAAAAUAUGCUUUGCCUGCAUAACACUUGACAAUAAAGUGAUUAAAACUGUCUCAAAUUUCA
Messenger RNA from Gymnodraco acuticeps, 5050 nucleotides. It is a transcript of the gene sp4, whose product is annotated as sp4 transcription factor. Lineage: Eukaryota; Metazoa; Chordata; Actinopteri; Perciformes; Bathydraconidae. The coding region runs from base 659 to 3010 and encodes 783 amino acids. The transcript has 7 exons. The record is from RefSeq and is a predicted model, not a curated record. Gene Ontology annotation, biological process: regulation of transcription by RNA polymerase II. Gene Ontology annotation, molecular function: RNA polymerase II cis-regulatory region sequence-specific DNA binding; DNA-binding transcription factor activity, RNA polymerase II-specific.